AUGCUAGAGAAACAUAAUUAUUUACUCGAUUUGAAUUUUAAAAUACAUUAAAUACGUAGUAACCCAUACAUUAAAUAUGUCGUAACUUAAAAUAAUAAAUUGUCAAAGUCAUGAAAGAGAGGAUUAUUUUCUCUUUUUAUUUUAACCCAAUGCGUUAUGACUUUGUCUUUCUUUGUCGGCCUGACAAAAGCAGGCCUGUUAACUUUGUAUGGGCAUAAGUAGUCUAUGGACAAAUGUCAUCGAACUCGCCGAAUAACAAACCGGAAAGUUGUGGAAUUUUUAAAACGCUAUAAUAAUAACAGAGUAAACUUGAGAAGUUCUUCGUAGUGACGAGUUUUUGCAGCUAUGAUGAAAUUCUUACCGAUUCGAGCGGCGGGGGUGGUGCACGCCCUUUGCUGCCAAGUUUCCCGCCAAUAUGUACGCGCGAGUUUUAACGGUGGUGCUUAUUUUCACUUGCAUAGGAAGUAUACAAAGUUUCGAUUCAAGAAACGUAGUAUUCACAAUUGUCAGUCAACCAGAGCCGUACCAUGCUAGCGUGGCGAAACGACUUAAACAAGACAUCGAGAGUCAAGUACUGCAGCUGGAAAAUCGGCUUCCAAAAAUCCACAUAACUCACGAAGACUUUCCUGCACCGGGUGCCUGGACGAUCCUUCCGCUGCUGUCGCCCUUAACGACCCUGUACAAGGGAAGUGACGUCAGAUGGGUGCUGUUCGUGGAGACCCACACCGCUGUGAGGUGUCAGAAGCUGAUAGAGGCACUUGCAGCUGCUGAUGAUAAUAAUGACGUGAUGUGGAUAGGCUAUCCACUGAGUGAUGAAGAACCCACGAUAAUACAUCACUUCACCUUCUAUGAGGACUUGGAAGAGGAAGGUGGCUUCAUGUACCCUAACUUUGCCAGCGGGUUCGCAAUGAGGUUGGAGUUGAUGGAAAUCCUCUUAAAACAAAUACAAAGCGGCUCCCGGAGCCUUGAAGCAGACUUCUCAAUAGAUCCAGCCUUCGAGCUGGCUCAGCUUGUGUACGGCGGCGGCAGCGACCCUGGGCCCUUGCUCACUCCAGACCUGAGCUUUUGUAUCGUCUCCGGAGAGAACUGUGCUACAUAUCCCAGACAGUUUGAUAUAUGUGGCAGUGCCAUACCUGAGGACUCGAUAUUCUUCGCUGUGAAGACCUGGAGCGGCUUCCACGCCACCAGGGCGAGGGUCGUGAAGAAGACGUGGGGGAGACACGUCACUAACCUCAUGUUUUACAGUGAUAAAGAUGAUCCGUCACUACCCGCGGUGGACACAGGCGUGCCGAACAGCAAGACAGGGCAUUGUACCAAAACAGUCACUAUAUUGAAGCUAGUACUAAAUCGGAUUAAGGACAUGCCUCACGUCAAGUGGAUCUUCUUGGCUGAUGAUGACACUAUAUUAGGGGUACAAAGGUUGUGCGAGUUCCUGAGUUGUUACCGCGGCGGUAGCGACCUCACGGUGCUCGGAGAGAGGUAUGGCUACGGCUACGGGAAGAGGGAAACCGCUGCUAAAGGCUACGACUACAUAACCGGCGGCGGCGGCACAGUCCUCAGCACGGCGGCGGCGCGCGCGCUGUCCGCAUGCGCGUGCGCCGCCGUGUCCGCGCCCGACGACAUGACGCUCGGCGCCUGCGCACACUACAGGCACAACCUCAGCAUGACGCACUCGCCGCUCUUCCAUCAGGCCCGCCCCCAAGACUACGCUCGCGAAGUCCUCGCCCGCGACCGCCCCGUCUCCUUCCACCGCCACUCCUCACCAGAACCGAUACGAGUGUACUCCACCUGGUUCCAACAUGACGACCUAGCCGUCAAGAAGACCAGGAGAAGAGAUGAGCUGUGAAGAAGAUAAGGCUAGAAUUUUGUGAGUUAGUUGGUCUCCUUAGUGCAAAUUGGAAUGGAUAUAAUUCUUUUUGAGUUUGCAAUAAUGUUCGAAUGUUGAAGGAACUAGGAAUAAUUUGACAUCUUGACUUUUCUAAUUUCACGUAAGUUUUUUUUAUGUCUGACUGUAUUCUGUCUUUCAAAAUUCUUGAUUUUUUUUAUUUUCGUCAAUAUUAGAGGGAAAUUGACGAUUACAUUAUUUUACCUUGCGAUUGAAAUAAAAAGAAAUCUAUAUUUGGUUUAAAUGCUUUUAGCACACUCGAAUAUUUUUUUAUGGAGCAACUUAAUUGCUAAUUAAUUUUAUUGACAAUUAAAGUUUUAUUAGAUAUGUAAAUAUUAAAUGCUUAUAGAAAUAGAUAUAAGAUAGUUUCUCAUUCGUUAAUGUUUUUACAAAUGAACUGUGAUGGCUUUUAACUCUUCAUUAAAACUUGUUCCUGUCGUAUUCAUUAUAUUUUAGUCACAACCUAUCGCCGAAGACUUGGCUACUUAAUAAGACGCUACGCUAUGAACAUGCGUAGUCUUAUCUAGUUAAUAUUAUAAUUACGAUGGGUAGCAAAAGAUGGCUAUAUGACUGAAUUAAAAUAUAUCGUGGUUUCUUAGGUUUACGCGAAUGUUAGACACACACAAAACACGCUUUGAUUAAACCAAUACACAAGAAAAAAUCCAAAACCGACCCAAAUAACUACCGCCCUAUAGCACUGUUACCAACUGCUUCUAAAAUCUUUGAGAAGGCUAUGUGUGACCGCGUAUACUCCUUUUGCGAGAAAUACAACUUACUCGACGAAUGCCAAAACGGUUUCCGUAGAGGCAGGUCUACAACGUUAGCAGUCUACAAAUAUGUACAAGAGGCUCUAACUAUUGUCAACAAUAAAAACUAUGCAGUGGGUAUAUUGCUCGACAUGACCAAAGCCUACGAUAAGGUGAAAUUUAACAUUUUAUUAGACAAGCUACAUGGCAUAGGAAUACGAGGAAAAGCUCAUAAAUGGUUUGCCUCAUAUCUAAAGGAUAGGACACAACUCGUAGAAAUAGAAUACUUCGACCACAAAACAAACUUAAUAACUAAAGUGAGAUCUGAAAGCAAACCAGUUAAGGCGUCUAUUCCCCAAGGAAGUGUGAUAGGUUGUCUUUUGUUCCUUAUCUAUAUUAAUGAUCUUCCUAAAACUAUAAACGGGCCUUGUGUUCUAUUCGCAGACGAUAUCUCCUUGCUUACCUCGUGCCAAACAAACGACAAUAUAAACACCAAAUUAAACUCUCUUCUUUCUACAGCUGUAAACUGGAUGGACAACCAUAACUUAGAAAUUAACUUCACAAAAACUAAAUUAAUCACAUUUCACCCCCAUCAAAAGCCCACCUUAAAACUUAACUUCACUUUUAAUAACAUAAAAAUAGAACAAGUAAACGAAUUUACCCUACUCGGUUUAUCUAUUGAUACCCACAUAAAUUGGAAAUCCCACAUACAAAAAAAUACAAAAAAUUAGAGCAAAAAUGUCAAAAUUUUCAUAUGCCCUACGCGAAAUAAAAAGAACAACAAACCUUCAAACAGCACUUGUUACCUACUACGCAUAUGCCCAAGCAUGGCUCAGCUAUGGAGUCAUGCUGUGGGGUAACAGUACAGACUCACAAACCAUCUUUAUAUUACAAAAAAAGUUAAUCAGGAUAAUAGCAAACAUAGAACAGACAGACAGCUGUAAACCACAUUUUCAAAAACUUAAUAUACUUACACUACCCUGUUUAUACAUUUUAGAACUAUGUAAAUUUGUCAGAAAACAUCAAAAUUACUACACCAGUUGCCAAGAUACACAAAAAAGAUACAAUUUUAGACAUAACAAAAACAAACUAAAUAAACCUCAAUCUCGAAUUAAAAUGCACUCAACUAGCCCCCUAAUUAUGUCCAUUCAAAUCUAUAAUAAACUGCCAAAUGAAAUUAGACAAGAAACUAAAAUAAGCAUAUUUAUUAAUAAAUUAAAAAGAUUCCUCGUAUUAAAGGCAUAUUAUACCGUAAAGGAGUUUCUGGAUGAUAAAACAAUCGUAAAUUUAAAUCAUCCUGCCUAAACAAACCAACAACUAUUGAGAUAUAGAGUAACAACUAUUAUUAAUAUUAUACAAUUAUUCUGCCCUCUUCCUCUCUCCUAAAUUUUUUGCGUGCCCAACAGGGU
This is a messenger RNA of Trichoplusia ni (cabbage looper), 4040 nucleotides long. Its product is annotated as beta-1,3-glucosyltransferase. The transcript is spliced from 12 exons. Gene Ontology annotation, cellular component: membrane. The coding region runs from base 416 to 1846 and encodes 476 amino acids. The record is from RefSeq and is a predicted model, not a curated record. Lineage: Eukaryota; Metazoa; Arthropoda; Insecta; Lepidoptera; Noctuidae. Gene Ontology annotation, molecular function: acetylglucosaminyltransferase activity.